AUGGGUCCCUCUGUGUACGAGUUGGUCAUCAUCGGUCCGGGCUAUGCCCAAUCAAUCUGCGUACAUCCCCAGGAAAGUCUGGCCAAAGUGAAGGGAGUUCCAACCGACGAUGGACCGAUGCCGUUCAUGCAGAUCCAGUACACGGAACAGUUCACGCUUAGCUCGAAGCUAGUUGAUGCAAUCGAACACAUCCAAGGAAACGUGGCUCCUCUCAACUUGGUCACUUACAAAAGCUACGAUGGCCAGUUCUUGGGCUGA
Messenger RNA from Perkinsus marinus ATCC 50983, 258 nucleotides. RefSeq lists its product as hypothetical. Lineage: Eukaryota; Perkinsozoa; Perkinsida; Perkinsidae. Bases 1 to 258 code for a protein of 85 amino acids. The transcript has 3 exons. The record is from RefSeq and is a predicted model, not a curated record.